Sphenostylis stenocarpa is the source of this 1515-nucleotide messenger RNA. Lineage: Eukaryota; Viridiplantae; Streptophyta; Magnoliopsida; Fabales; Fabaceae. The record is from the annotation of a GenBank genome assembly.
AUGAGUGCUCUCUCACACUCCAGUAAUGCCCACAACAAUUCCUUCUUCACCAUCCCCACCAUCAAGUUCACCAAGCUCUUCAUCAAUGGCCAUUUUGUUCAUUCCAUCUCAGGAAGGACAUUUGAGACUAUAGAUCCAAGAACAGAAGAGGUAAUUGGAAGAGUUAGUGAGGGAGAUAAAGAAGACAUCGAUGUUGCUGUUGCAGCAGCACGUCAUGCAUUUGACCAAGGUCCAUGGCCUCGCAUGCCCGCCUCUGAAAGGGCAAAAAUUAUGAUGAAAUGGGCAGAGCUAAUUGAUGAAAACAUAGAAGAAGUAGCAGCUUUGGAUACCAUUGAUGCUGGAAAGUUGUACUAUUUCAACAAGGUUGCAGAAAUUCCUUCUGCAACAGAUGCUCUACGUUACUAUGCAGGUGCUGCUGAUAAAAUUCAUGGCAACGUGUUAAAAAUGAACGGUGAUUUCCAUGCAUAUACAUUAAUGGAACCAAUUGGUGUUGUGGGACACAUAAUCCCCUGGAAUGCCCCUAGUCUCUCAUUUUUCAUCAAGGUUAGCCCUUGCCUAGCUGCAGGCUGCACCAUGGUCCUCAAGCCUGCUGAACAGACUCCUCUCUCUGCUUUGUUUUAUGCUCAUCUUGCUAAGCUGGCUGGAAUCCCAGAUGGAGUACUGAAUGUAGUACCUGGAUUUGGCCCAACUGCUGGUGCAGCAAUAAGCUCACACAUGGACAUAGAUGCGGUCAGUUUUACUGGUUCAGUUGAAAUAGGACGUGAAGUAAUGCAAGCUGCAGCUAGGAGCAAUUUAAAACCAGUUUCACUUGAAUUAGGAGGCAAGUCUCCUCUCAUUAUUUUCGAUGAUGCUGAUAUAGACAAAGCAGUGGACCUCGCACUCAUUGGCAUCAUGUCUAACAAGGGAGAAAUUUGUGUGGCAAGUUCUCGUGUGUAUGUCCAGGAAGGAAUCUAUGAUGAAUUUGAAAAGAAGUUGGUGGAGAAGGCAAAAACUUGGGCUGUUGGGGAUCCUUUUGAUCCCAAAUCGUUGCAAGGGCCUCAAGCUGACAAGAACCAACUGAAGAAAAUACUUUCCUAUAUUGAGCAUGGAAAGAGAGAGGGUGCCACCCUUUUGACCGGAGGUAACACAGUGGGUAACAAAGGUUACUACAUUGAACCCACAAUUUUCUCCAAUGUCAAGGAGGACAUGCUCAUAGCACAAGAGGAAAUAUUUGGCCCUGUAUUGGCGUUGAUGAAGUUUAAGACAAUGGAGGAAGCAAUCAAAAGUGCAAACAAUACCAAGUAUGGUCUAGCAGCAGGAAUUGUGACCAAGAACUUAGAUACUACAAACACUAUGUCAAGAUCCAUUCGUGCAGGCAUUGUUUGGAUCAACUGCUAUUUUAAUGUGGGAAGUGAUGUUCCUUUUGGAGGGUACAAGAUGAGUGGAUUUGGAAGAGAUUUGGGAUUGGAAGCACUUCACAAAUACUUACAAGUUAAAUCUGUUGUCACACCUAUUCACAAUUCUCCUUGGCUUUGA